AUAAAUUCGCGAUGUCGACGAUUUCAAAUCAGGUUUUGUUCAGUGAUCAAAACAAUGACAUUGCGAAUAUUGUGUCUCUUCAGUUUUUUGGCGUUUUCGCACGCUAGAGUCUUUCCAUUCUUUGAUCCGAGGAUCGUAGGUGGAGAAGAUGCUAAAGUAGGCGAGUUUCCGUAUCAGGUCUCUCUUCAAGACAAAGAUUCCGGCUACCAUUAUUGUGGCGGCGCAAUUCUGACCGAUAAAUACGUCAUCACGACAGCUCUCUGCGUUGGGAUAGAAGGAGCCAAAGGAAUAAAAGUUGUUGCUGGCACCAUUAACCUAACUAAUCCGAAAUCAGAACAUAACGUUGUAAAAGCCAUUAGGCACGAAGGAUUUAAUCCAAAUAAUUCCUGGAUUAACGAUAUUGCGCUACUGAAGGUGGACCCUCCCUUCAUAAUGUCUGCCACCGUCGGACACGUUCCCCGGCCACCAACAGAUCACGUCGUUAAGCCGAAUGACGUAGCUGUUGUGUCGGGAUGGGGUUCCCUCUGGGACGGAGGACCAAGAACUACCAAGCUACAACGAGUCAACAUUUUGAUCGCUGACCAAGACUAUUGCAGGUAUAUGUACAAGAAUAUUGGAUAUAAUGUCCAUCCAACGCAAGUGUGCGCAUUUGACCCGUCAGCCGAGAAAGGAUCUU
Molecule: messenger RNA, 676 nt
Organism: Wasmannia auropunctata (little fire ant)
Lineage: Eukaryota; Metazoa; Arthropoda; Insecta; Hymenoptera; Formicidae
Product: trypsin epsilon-like
Exons: 6
Biological process (GO): proteolysis
Molecular function (GO): serine-type endopeptidase activity
Source: RefSeq, a predicted model, not a curated record